AUGGCUAGUCUUGUUUCGGACACUCUGCUUCAAAGAUCGGAGGAAGCCGUCUCGCAACUGGAAUCGUGGUUAAAACAACAAGAGCAAUUGCACCAGACAACGGCAGAAUAUAAACAAUUAAAUUCACUUUGUGCAAAAUCUAAAUACAUUAGCAAUCUGUUAAAGGAUGAUAGUAGCUCCAUUCCACAUGAUUUGAUGGAGCAGAAGGAGAGAAGCUUUAUAGUUGAAUCAUUGAUUCAUGAAUUUAAUGAAAUUUCAACAAAAUUAAAUGAAAUAGUAACACAUACUUCACCUCAAUCCACAAUUGAUUCAUUCGAACCAAAACCAUUGAAUUUAUUGAGAAAGAACAAGAUACUAGAAUCCCCAACAAGAUCAAGUCCUGUAACAAGAGGUAGAUUGGAAAGGAAAAUUAGCAUCAAUCUAUUUCCGAUGCACACUACUACUAAAUGUAACUCUGUACCAACGUCUCCCAAAUGCAAAUCUACUUCAACGUUAAACCAAAGAACCUUACGAAAUAUCAAAUCAUACCACUACGGACUGAAUGGAGAUUACAUAAAUCCAUUUAAAGAAAAUAAUAGACUCUCAAUUUCUUUCUUCAAUGGUGACAAUACAUUCAAUGAUAAUAAUUCCGAUUCUGAAAGUGACAUUGAUGAUGACGAUACAGUAUUGGUGACAAGUCCCUUCUUAACAAAUCCGAAACAGAAAUUAAAAAGAUCAAAUUCUCAAGAUAGCGUAUUCUGGAACGAAAAUUACUUACGCAAGCCAUCUUUUCAGAAACAACUAAACCUCUUUCCAAGUACUUUGACAAAACCGACUGCAGAACUCUCUUCUACUCAAGUAUUCUUAAAAAACACAGGACGUUUGGGUUCCUCGUCUAAAGCUCUACUCACAUCGUUUGUCAAAGACAACUUGCAACAGCAACAACGAACUCAUAAUGCCUCCUCAUUCAAUAACAUCUUCAAUUCAGUAACAUCAGAAAUUGGUAAAUCCAAACUGGAUAAGUCGCAAAUAAUACACACGGAGAGGAGGGUUUUAUCAGAUAAUUCAAUUGUAAUUUCUACCUUAAUCACUUCAAAAAAAUCAAGAUUCAAUCGGUUCUCUUCGGUGGACAAUAUAUCGCCAACCAAAAAACCAAUAAUAAAUAACGACGUCCAAUAUUCAGAUUUAAAUGAUGCUUUAAAUACUGAGUUUCUCUAUUAA
Molecule: messenger RNA, 1200 nt
Organism: Kazachstania africana CBS 2517
Lineage: Eukaryota; Fungi; Ascomycota; Saccharomycetes; Saccharomycetales; Saccharomycetaceae
Gene: VAC17
Product: Vac17p
Exons: 1
Coding region: 1-1200 (399 amino acids)
Biological process (GO): vacuole inheritance
Molecular function (GO): protein-membrane adaptor activity
Source: RefSeq, a predicted model, not a curated record